Symbiodinium natans is the source of this 2070-nucleotide messenger RNA. NCBI's taxonomy places the organism in Eukaryota, Dinophyceae, Suessiales, Symbiodiniaceae. The record is from the annotation of a GenBank genome assembly.
AUGAGAGCAACACACACACACACACGCUUCAAGUCAAAAACACUCCUCCUCAACAGCACCCAUCACGUACUCGUCAGAUCGUGGAGAAAGGUUGUGCCCGCGGCCCUGGAGGUCCUACCGCAGAAGGUGCAAAGUCUGCUGCAGCGUCUUGGACCCUUAGAAGGCCCACCGGUCAUCUCACAAGGCCAAAAUGGUUUACAGGCGCUGGCUCGGUUCCAAAAUGCUAGCGAUGCAAGGGCUGCCGUCCAGACCCUACAUGGGUUUGACAUGCGCUCGGCAUCUGAGAAGCAGACGGCCAACCAUGAGGCUCCAAAGGAGAGUGAGUGCUUCAGUCUGCGAAUAGCAGACGAUUCAGGCGUUGGCACGCCUAAGCUGGCUCGGAAACGAAGGGUAAAGGCAAACGGCAUCUUUUUAUGGCCUCUGCCGGAUAGCUGGGCCGAGAAGGAUGUCGAACUUCUCGCCUCGCCUUAUGGUACUGUGCAGAGAACAAGAGUGGAAGGCAUGGCGAGUGGCCAGAGAGGUGUGCUGAUUGAUUUUGACACAUCGAGUGCGGCGUCGUCAGCUUUAACUGCUCUCAAUGGGCUCUCGCUCAUGGGGGCCCGGCUGCGCUGUGUGAUGCAGGAAGAGCCCGAGCCGAAAAAACCAUUCGUCUCGUUUCAGCUCUACAUGGAUGAACUGGCGAUGCCUUCCUUGCCACGAGAGGUGCAGCCCAAGCUUGAUGAUCGGGAGAUCUUUGUCACCCAUCUGCCGCCGAAGGCAAGCACUGAGGACGGUGUGAGAUUUCUUCUCGGGAACUUUGGUGACAUUAGUGAGGUGCUCUUGCUCCGUGAUGCACAGCAGAGACCCAGUGGCAAGGCCUACGUGCGCUUCAAGAGCCACUCGGAGGCGCGCAAAGCGUUGGAGGCAAUACGAAUCUCUGGUGACGACGGAGUCUCAAAGGCGUCGUGGUCCGAGUCCGAGCGGGCUCUCAGAGGCACCCGUGGUGCCUACGGCCUCAAUGUGCUCCGGCACCUGCAGGGGGCACAAGGAAGCAGAUUACAGGAGAUCGGCCAGGCGGCCGGCGCAGGCUCCUUGCACCUGGAACUUCUCGAUCCAGUCCCCGGCAUGCCAGGAACCCAGCACGUGAUCUUCACUGCGCGAUGUGCAGAGUCAUCACAGGCCGAAGAGUGCUGGAGGCUUUUAGCUCAAGCCCUGGCCCGCGUGCACGAGACGCAUGCAUCAGAGGUCAGAGGCAGCCUCGUCUUGCGUGGGUUUCCAGCAUCUUGGUCGGAGAAGGGCCUCAAAUUUGUGUUUGCUCCAUUUGGCGGCCUCUCGUCUGUCUUCAUCGAGGAUGAGGAAAAGGAUGCUCUUCCAGCCAGCGUGUCGGGCGAGGUGCGUUCCUCCGGGCGGCUUGCGUAUGUGAAGCUACGGAACAAUCAAGCCAUGGACAAGGCUGUGACAAAUUUGCACCAGACGAAGGUUGGUGAUGGUGAUCUCGUUGAGGAGUGCAUUGUGGCUUGCCAUCGAUGGCACAGCAAUUCCUGGUCGGAUGGGAGCUUCCAGGUCAGCAUUUUUGUUGACCAGUUGGCUUUGAGCCGAAGACCGUCAGAGGUGGCGCCCGGACCUGAAGACCGCGAGCUGUAUGUUCGGAACUUGCCACUGCAUGACAUGACGCGUCAGCAGCUGCAGGAGUAUUUCGAGGGCUUCGGAGAAGUUGAUGAUUUGCACCUUAUCUUGGAUGCCUUCGCCAUCGAGCCCACCAAUGAAGGGUACGUACGGUUCAAGCAUCAUCGCGACGCGCUGCGGUGCAUAGAAGCGCUGACGCCUGCGGACCCUGACGAGGCAGACCCCACCGAUUUGGCCGGCACGUGGUCUGAGUCGGAGCGAAUCUUGCAGCGCAAGAACAACUGCUACAGGUUCAACUUGGUGUCAGAGUUGGUCGGAGCUGAUGGGUCUGGGCUGGAGAAGAUGAAGGCCGAAGCCAAACUCAAGGGACUCUGGAUACUGGGUGACAGCCUUCAACUCAAGGACCGCACGGCUCCGCGAGCCUCGGGCAGGCCCGAGUUACAUCUGCAGUCCACACUGGCCUAG